AUGUCCAAGUUAAACGAAUUAGUGACUUCGGAACAUCUCAAACAAUUCGAUCAACACGGCUAUUUCAUUCUUUCAUCAGUCAUUCCUGUUGAACAUCUAACAAUCAUGAACAAUGCCAUUGAUCGAGCAAUCAAGAAACGAGAUGAAAAGAUGCAUCAGAUGAUCAAUAGUAACAAUACAACACCAGAAGAUGAUGGAUUAAUAUUGUGUUCAACCGAUGGAAAUAAAUAUAUGGAACAAAUUGUUCGAGCUGUAUUAGGUGAGAAUGUCUAUUAUACUCAUUCGGAAAUCGUUGUCAAACGUGGGCAAGGAAAGAACGAUUCUUCGAAAAGAACUGCUUUCGCUUGGCAUCAAGAUAGUGGUUAUGUUCCGUAUGAACAUACUCCUUAUCUUAGUUGUUGGUGUGCAUUGACGGAGAUGACAUCGAACAAUGGAACCAUCUCGGUUCUACCAGCGGAAAGAAAUCCUUCCGCUGAUGAAAAUCACAAAAUUCGUUGGUUUGGAAAAGCACGCCCUUCAUCUGAAACGAAAUUUCCUUCUUAUGCACAUCGUCCAGAUGAUUCCAGUCCAGAUCUACUUGGAUAUUUUGGAAAUGAUCCCGGUGUUGAAGUUGUUUGUCCAGCUGGAAGCAUUGUUGUCUUUUCCAGUCUGACACUCCAUUGUUCCUCACCCAAUCGAAGUGAUUCUCUUCGUUCAGCAUACAAUGUUCAAUAUGCACCUGUGCCAUUGAUGAGUGAAGAUCAAAAAUCUUUUCGACAUAAAGCAGAUCCAUUUAUUAUUCAAUCGAAAACUGACGAAGAACUGAAGAAAUGGCAAUUGUAA
Molecule: messenger RNA, 822 nt
Organism: Rotaria sordida
Lineage: Eukaryota; Metazoa; Rotifera; Eurotatoria; Philodinida; Philodinidae
Source: the annotation of a GenBank genome assembly